GUGUUUGACAUUCGAAAAAAGACGAAACGGAAACUUGCGCGUGAUUAUGUUUUAUGCAGCGAUUCCCCAAAUUGGAAUUGAAAUCCCAAACUCAGAACCCUAACUCCCUCUCUCUCCUCUCCAUCGCCUCCUUCACGUGCGUGAAACCUAAGCAAACUCAAUGGUGUUCUACUUCAAAGCACGCCCAGAAGCUGGCGAUUUCACCAUCUUCAUGGGCCUUGACAAGUUCGAGAAUGAAGAGCUCAUCAAAUACGGUUUCAUCGAAGACAUAUGGUUCCAUGUUGACAAGAUGUCUUCAGCCCAUGUUUAUGUCAGGCUGCACAAAGGUCAGACUAUUGAUGACAUGAGCGAAGGUUUAUUGGAAGAUUGUGCUCAACUUGUCAAAGCAAAUUCAAUUCAAGGGAAUAAAGUAAACAACGUUGAUGUUGUUUACACUCCCUGGUCCAAUUUAAAGAAAACUGCUUCGAUGGAUGUUGGUCAAGUUGGUUUUCACAAUGGGAAAAUGGUGCGAACUGUGAGAGUGGAGAAGAAGAUAAAUGAGAUUGUCAACAGGCUAAACAAGACGAAGGUGGAAAGAAAACCUGAUUUGAAAGCUGAGCGGGAAGCAGUUAAUGCAGCUGAAAGAGCCGAGAGAAAACAUCAACUGAGGGAAAAAAAACGCCGCGAGGAAAUGGAUAGACUCGAAAAGGAGAAACAAUCGGAGCUUAGGAGCUACAAGGGUUUGAUGGUCUCAGAAAAUAUGACAUCCAACAAAGAUAUUGCAUCAGGAAGCAAAUCAUUCCAGGAAGUGGAGGAGGAUUUCAUGUAAGCAUUGAUUAUUGGCUUAUAGACAGAUGACUGGUGGUCAACUUGCUGCCAUGAUUAAAUAACCCAACUGGAAUCUGGAACCGAGUAGUGUGUACCAAUUGUGAUUUAGGGAUAAAGGAGGAGAGAAAAAAUAGGGAAGGGGGAGUACAAUAUUAUUGGUUUUCGUACCUUGUGAUGGUAUUAUACCCGAUUUAUAACUUUGCUUGUGACAAUGGUUUUUACUUUAUUGUGCUCACAGUCGAGUCAAAACUGAUGUUUCUUGCUAUAA
Molecule: messenger RNA, 1075 nt
Organism: Lathyrus oleraceus (garden pea)
Lineage: Eukaryota; Viridiplantae; Streptophyta; Magnoliopsida; Fabales; Fabaceae
Exons: 6
Coding region: 161-808 (215 amino acids)
Source: RefSeq, a predicted model, not a curated record